Molecule: messenger RNA, 384 nt
Organism: Metopolophium dirhodum (rose-grain aphid)
Lineage: Eukaryota; Metazoa; Arthropoda; Insecta; Hemiptera; Aphididae
Exons: 2
Coding region: 1-384 (127 amino acids)
Source: RefSeq, a predicted model, not a curated record
AUGAAUACAGAACAAAUUACUGGAUGGUUAGAAGAGAAUAUAAAUGAAGAUGUAGAUUUGUUAAAGUUUGAUGACGGGAAUGAAUCAGAUAAAAGUAACAAUGAAUUCGUUGAGAACACUAAUCAUAACUCAAAUUCUGAGGAAUCUGAUGAGGAAUGUACAGCUGCCGGGUGUAAAAAAAAUGCUCAAAAUGAUAAAACUAUAGAAGAUGCGUGGACAUUAUUUUUUCCUGAUAAUAUACUAGAACAAAUUGUCAAAUACACUAAUAAACGAUUAGAUAAGUUUAGAUCUAGCUACGCUAGAGAAAGAGAUGUUCUUCCAACUAAUUUGAUUGAAAUAAAGUCAGUUAUUGGCCUUUUAUAUCUUGCUGGCAUUACGUUUUGA